This is a messenger RNA of Daldinia caldariorum, 1276 nucleotides long. Its product is annotated as Der1-like family-domain-containing protein. Gene Ontology annotation, biological process: endoplasmic reticulum unfolded protein response. The record is from RefSeq and is a predicted model, not a curated record. Gene Ontology annotation, molecular function: ubiquitin-specific protease binding; misfolded protein binding. NCBI's taxonomy places the organism in Eukaryota, Fungi, Ascomycota, Sordariomycetes, Xylariales, Hypoxylaceae. The coding region runs from base 435 to 1190 and encodes 251 amino acids. The transcript is spliced from 3 exons. Gene Ontology annotation, cellular component: endoplasmic reticulum membrane; Hrd1p ubiquitin ligase ERAD-L complex.
UGAUAAGGUGUUGAUAAGGGUGGGACCGAGAGGCUAAACUAGCCGAAGCUUACAUAACGUAUCAAGCUAACCCAGUAACUAUUUUUUUUCUCGUUCCAAAUUUGACACGAAACAGAAAAUCUUCUCCUUCUUUAACCUUCCAUUCCCGUCGUUCCUCUUCCGACCGAGGUGAACUUCCAAUUGGCCCAACCAUGCGAACGGCAGCGCUGCCUGCCUCCCCGUGUGCCGUGCCACCGUCUUCGUCAUUGCCACCUUGAGGCUCUUGUAGUCGUGUGUGUUGUAGGCAAUACGUGUCUUUGUUGUCCUCUAUUUCUUCACCUGCGAAUAGGAACUGCAAAAACACCUCUUUCCAUCAACACUUCGUAAAUCAAAAGUUGUUUUUGUUUUUUCCCCUCUCUUAGAGUAAUUGAUCAAAUACUCUAACUACCGCAAUCAUGGCGGACAUGGUUAGUGUCUACAUGAGCACCCCUCCGAUCGCUAGAACGGUCGCGACGGCGGUGUUCCUCUGCUCUGUAGGAGUCUACACGGGCAUGCUGAAUGCCGAGCCAUUCAUCUUCCACUAUUCGCGGCUCAUUCAGUUCCCGCCCGCUCUAUAUCUAAUCGUAACGAGCUUCCUCUUAACAGGAUCCGGAAUGAGUGUGUUGUUUGAUACCUACUUCAUAUUCAAUUAUCUAAGCCAGCUUGAGACGGGUAACUCCAAGUUCUCGAAGAAGGAGGAUAUGAUCUGGUACCUCUUCUUCCUCGCCUGCGUCAUUCUGCCUCUGAAUGCGUUCUUCACAGGUGGUUUCAUGCUCCUCCACGCUCUGCUCAUUGCCUUGUGUUACACGGCAACGCAGGAUCAGCGAGGGAUGAACGCCCACUUUUAUAUCAUCACUAUCCCCGCACAACUAAUGCCUUAUUGUCUUCUGCUCGUACAGCUUCUAUUUCCGAAUGGCUGGGAGAGCUUGAAGAUUGGGUUGACUGGCCUCGUUGCUGCUCACCUUCACGACUUUCUCACUCGGAUAUAUCCCGAGUUCGGACAUGGUCCAAACCUAAUUCCUACGCCUCGGUUCCUUUCAUGGAUUAUGAGCACACCUGCUGUCCAGAAUACUGUCUAUGGCCAGUCGACUGCCCCCUCUGCCGGGGGAGGAAGGACUGGCCCUCUACCAGACUCAUGGAGGACUAAAGGGCCUGGAAGACGUCUGGGUUAAGUAAUACAGGUUUAUAUAAAGUAAUUGGUAGUCACCCAGAAGAACAAAUAAUAUGUAGUAAUGCCUUGAUUGCACUAUCGUUAUUA